Molecule: messenger RNA, 1440 nt
Organism: Mus musculus (house mouse)
Lineage: Eukaryota; Metazoa; Chordata; Mammalia; Rodentia; Muridae
Gene: Zmat5
Product: zinc finger, matrin type 5
Exons: 6
Coding region: 720-1232 (170 amino acids)
Cellular component (GO): spliceosomal complex; nucleus; U12-type spliceosomal complex
Molecular function (GO): metal ion binding; zinc ion binding
Source: RefSeq, a predicted model, not a curated record
AUCUUUGGUGAGACAUCCGCGUCCAAGUUUUAGGCUCUUUUCCCAAUCAGAAGAGUAGGCAUUUCAUUCUAAGUCCGCGCUAUCCGCUUUUUCUGGCAUGGGGAGUGAAUACAGAGGCAGGGAACCUGAGUUUCUGUGGCUGCAUCUCGACUCUCUGCCUAACGUCCUUUGAACCUACUCCAGAUGUAGGUUUGGGGGUGGCAAAAGUCGGGUCCUGCAGUUCUAACUCUUAAGCCACGUCUCAGGGGGGAAAGUGGCUUUGCACUUGCUUCCUGUUCUCCAGAGCGUAGGCUUUAAAGCCAAGAACCCCGGCUUCGGAGAUGGGUGACCUGGUUGUAAAAGGCACCGUACUUUUCUGAGUAUCCCCUCGGGGUCUUGAGAUGAUCCCCAGUAAAAGAAAGGUUCCCAGCUCUCCUGGAGCGCUCUGGCCGUGGUGCGUGGGCGAUGGGGAAGCCCAGCACUUCUGGAAACUAAUACUUUGUAAAAGAGAAAACCCAAAUGCUUGGACGGAUUGCUUGCUCUUUAAACCUGAGUAGCCGCUUAAUGGAGGACUGAAUAUAUUGUAGCAGGGUAAACAGGAUAAUGUUUCUAGAGGCAACUGCACUGCUGGGGUGCUUGAGAAAGUGUAGAGUGGCCUCUAAUGAGUAGGUGGCCUGAAGUCAUCUCUAGUCUGGCCUUGAAUCCCGUCCUGGGGGCCCCAGCGUAUAGUGGAUGUGGCCAUGGGGAAGCGGUACUUCUGUGACUACUGUGACCGCUCCUUCCAGGACAACCUCCACAACCGAAAGAAGCACCUGAAUGGACUGCAGCACCUCAAGGCCAAGAAGGUGUGGUACGACAUGUUCCGAGAUGCAGCUGCCAUCUUGCUGGAUGAACAGAACAAGCGGCCCUGCAGGAAAUUCCUGCUGACAGGCCAGUGCGACUUUGGCUCCAACUGCAGGUUUUCCCACAUGUCAGAACAAGAUCUGCAGGAGCUGAGCGUCCAGGUGGAAGAGGAGAGGCGGGCCAGAGAAUGGCCCCUAGAGACCGCCGAGCUUCCUGAGGGCCACCUGGAGGACUGGCUGGAGAAGAGAGCUAAGAGGCUAAGCUCAGCCCCAAGUAGCAGGGCUGAACCCAUCAGAACCACUGUCUUCCAGUAUCCAGUGGGCUGGCCGCCAAUGCAGGAGCUGCCCCCCUCCCUGCGGGCACCCCCACCUGGAGGGUGGUCCGUACUGUCCAAAGUCCAGUGGGGCUGAGCUCUUCCUCACCUCCCCCUGCCUGACUUCAACCUGUCUCAUCAGUCACAGUAAAGACAAUUGCCUAACCGAGGAAGCAGAGCUGCCUUCCCUCCCUUCUCCCUGGGGCCUCUGAGCCUGGCCGCCCAUCCACCCACCAUCCCUCAGGGCGUUUCUCAAGAAGAUGGGUGAGAAACAUCCGAAUGUUUAUAAAAAAGUCUGUCCUUGA